This is a messenger RNA of Dalotia coriaria, 447 nucleotides long. RefSeq lists its product as uncharacterized. The record is from RefSeq and is a predicted model, not a curated record. Lineage: Eukaryota; Metazoa; Arthropoda; Insecta; Coleoptera; Staphylinidae. The coding region runs from base 1 to 447 and encodes 148 amino acids. The transcript is spliced from 2 exons.
AUGGCGAAUAUAAGUUUAUUUAUUGUAAUAUUAUGUAUUUUGGGUUAUUGCUCGGCAUUUCCGCAUGCUGGACGUGGUUUUGGCGGAGGAGGUAGUUAUGGUUAUGAAAAUUAUAACUACGGAUAUUCCGGAUGGAGAGGUGGUCCCGGACGUGGGUAUGGCGGAUAUAAACAUUUCAAAGGUCCUGGCUGGCGUGGAAAUUAUGGAGGUUAUGGUCGCGGUGGCUAUGGUGGUUAUGGCGGAUACGGCCCAGGUGGUUAUGGAGGUUAUGGCCCUCUGGGAGGCGGUAGCGUUGCAUCUGCAAGUGCUUCCGCGUCAUCCGGAGGCGGUGGUCCUUUUGGAGGCGGAAGCAAUGCCCAAGCCAACGCAGAAACAGCUUCGUUUAAUUUAGGACCACUUUCGGCUACGUUUUCGAAAAGUAACGCAAAUGCCAACGCCUUAGGUUAA